This is a messenger RNA of Exophiala bonariae, 1428 nucleotides long. It is a transcript of the gene RRP3, whose product is annotated as ribosomal RNA processing protein. The record is from RefSeq and is a predicted model, not a curated record. Lineage: Eukaryota; Fungi; Ascomycota; Eurotiomycetes; Chaetothyriales; Herpotrichiellaceae. Gene Ontology annotation, molecular function: nucleic acid binding; ATP binding; RNA helicase activity. The coding region runs from base 1 to 1428 and encodes 475 amino acids. The transcript has a single exon.
AUGCCGCCACUAAAGAAGAGAAGGCUCAGCGUUGAGGAGCCUACCUCAAGCCCUACAAAGGAAGAUGUGUCUUCAAGUUCGGAAGACAGCGCAGAGGGCAGUGGUCACGAGGAGACCCUGGUGAAACCGUCCAGACCAAGCACAUUCAAAGAGUUGGGUAUAAUCGAUUCCCUUUGCGAGGCAUGUGAAGCCCUAGGUUACAAAAUGCCAACUCCGAUUCAAGCCGAAUCCAUACCAUUAGCAUUGGAAGGCCGAGAUCUCAUAGGACUUGCGGAGACUGGAAGUGGAAAGACGGCCGCCUUUGUCCUCCCUAUCCUACAAGCCUUGAUGGACAAGCCACAGCAACUACAUUCAUUGAUACUGGCGCCAACAAGAGAACUGGCAUACCAAAUAUCCCAAGCUGUGGAGGCUUUAGGGUCAUUAAUCGCAGUGCGCUGCGCAGUCUUGGUAGGCGGCAUGGACAUGAUUCCACAGUCGAUUGCGCUGGGGAAGAAGCCUCAUGUCGUCGUGGCUACGCCUGGAAGAUUGUUAGACCAUUUGGAGAACACAAAGGGAUUCUCUCUCCGACAGCUGAAGUAUUUGGUUAUGGACGAAGCCGAUCGGUUGCUCGAUCUCGAUUUUGGACCCAUUCUGGAUAAGAUAUUGAAGAUUUUGCCAAAAGAAGGUCGAAAAACAUACCUAUUCUCCGCUACCAUGUCGAGUAAGGUAGAGUCCCUCCAAAGAGCCUCGUUGACCAAUCCUCUCCGAGUCGCAGUCUCUCAGGACAAAUACCAGACAGUCUCCACUCUGCUGCAGUCGUAUGUCUUCAUCCCACAUAAGCACAAGGAUCUCUAUCUCAUACAUCUCCUGAACGAACUGGCGGGCCAGACUGGAAUCAUCUUCACGCGAACAGUCAACGAAGCACAACGGCUUUCAAUUUUGCUGCGAAUGCUAGGGUUUUCAGCAGUGCCUAUUCAUGGUCAACUAUCGCAACAGGCUCGCUUAGCGGCACUGAACAAGUUUCGUGCAAAAUCACGGAAUCUACUUGUCGCUUCAGACGUCGCUUCUCGAGGACUCGAUAUUCCUUCGGUCGAUCUUGUGGUAAACUUUGACCUGCCCCAUGACAGCAAGACCUACAUUCACCGGGUCGGACGUACGGCUCGAGCAGGAAAAAGUGGUAAGGCAGUAUCCUUCGUUACACAGUACGAUGUUGAGCUGUGGAUGAGAAUAGAGGGGGCGCUGGGCAAGAAGCUACAGGAGUAUGAAACAGUCAAAGAGGAAGUUAUGGUUUUGGCUGAACGUGUUGGAGACGCUCAGAGAGCUGCUGCAAUGGAAAUGAAGGCGUUACAUGAAGAUCGAGGGAAGAAGGGUGCAACCCUACGACAUACGCGUGGUAAAAGCGGUACUGGAAAGCGUGGACGUGACAAUAUGGAUCAAGAUGAAGGCUGA